GUGCGUAUAGUUUUUGAAUGGUGGGAAUUCCUGAAAGUUUAAUUGUUACAAGAAUACGUGGAUGUUCUUGGUAGAUUUGAGAAAAUGGGAAACGUUAAUUGUGCUAGAAGACAGGAGUCGACACCAGCAGAAAUCCAAGCAGAAUCAGUGAGAAAUCAGGAUGAAAACUGCCAGUCCACUAAAUGUGAUAGUGCCGGGUCUCAUCCUGAAGCUAGUGUCGCAACAGAAAAAACCGAAUCUCCAUCCUUCUCGUGCGAAGACAUCGCGGAAAUGAGUGAGAAGUUAAAACUAGGAGCUUUUGUUUUUAUGGGGAAGAAAAGUAAUCCAGAGGAUCACUGCUAUGAUUUAUUAUCAGAAGGCAGGCUUAAAAUUUUGCAUGAUCUGAAUGAGUCGUUAGACAAAUGA
Saccostrea echinata is the source of this 405-nucleotide messenger RNA. RefSeq lists its product as uncharacterized. Lineage: Eukaryota; Metazoa; Mollusca; Bivalvia; Ostreida; Ostreidae. The transcript is spliced from 4 exons. The record is from RefSeq and is a predicted model, not a curated record. Bases 85 to 405 code for a protein of 106 amino acids.